Messenger RNA from Coregonus sp. 'balchen', 11700 nucleotides. Lineage: Eukaryota; Metazoa; Chordata; Actinopteri; Salmoniformes; Salmonidae. The record is from the annotation of a GenBank genome assembly.
GUGGUGAAUUACGCCUUGAGUGUCCCUAGCAACCAUUGUGACACUGUGAAUAGUAGGCCUACCUCUAGUGGAAUACAAUUCAGCCAGAGCCAACAUGCAGAAAGGUUAGUCUGACUGUUAAGAGUUAGAUACUUUCCCAUACUGUAAUACAAAUGCCACAACACAAGAGGAAAAAGUGCAGCUGAAAACACACAUUGUGUAUUUCUUGUUAUCUGUCAUAUGGAUAGACCUUAGACAUGCGUUUCUGGUCCCACAGGUCCUGUUCGCGGAGCUCAGUCACUUCUACUACCAGCCAAGAUGACAUUGAUGCCAUGAGACACAAGCUGAACAUCACUCACAUAGACGACAUUGUGGCCCACCUCAAGUAAGUGACUAAUUGCAUCAGAGCAACUGUUCCAAAACUUACCAAGUAGAGAUUUUUAGGCAAUGAUCCCUAUAAAAUGCAACCGAUUUGAAAUGAGUAUUGCGAUAGACAGUAGUAGUUUUAGUAUGUCUGCCGUCAAUGCAUUGCAGAUUCUAUGACUUCAAGAUCUUAGUCUGUGUCCUGCAGAGUCCCAGACAGGAAAGACCAUGAGCUAUGGGGUGAAUGUGAGCCACAGUCAGAGAAGUGCUGUAAUGAAAUGAAUACAGCUGUGGGACUGUGGGAAAGGGACCCCCUUCUCCUCCUCCUCAGACAUUCCUCUGUGCAGUCAUAUUUCUCUUCAGACUUCUGUCACUCUGGCCCACUCUAAAUCUGCCUGUUUGGACAGACCAGAAAUGUCCUCGUCAUUGUACACACAUGGAGUUACAGUAAAGACAAAGGGGCUAGCUAUACGAUAGGAGUACUGGCCAGCUUCCAUCUACCCCGCUGUAUCUCUUUUUUACCUUCCUCUGUUCUCGUUCCCUCUAUCAUAGUGGAUUCCUAUCCUGUCCUGGACAGUCCCUGGUCUCUCGCUCCUGGUCAUCGUUCCCCUCUCCCCUCUCCUUUUCCCAUGUCUGGCUCCCCUCUCUCCUGCCUGUGUCCUCCACCCUGGUUCCCCUCUCCUGCCUGUGUCCUCCACCCUGGUUCCCCUCUCCUGCCUGUGUCCUCCACCCUGGUUCCCCUCUCCUGCCUGUGUCCUCCACCCUGGUUCCCCUCUCCCUUUCCCCUGGCUUCGUGGCAGCCAGAGCCAGGCAUCUGGAGCUCCCCUACCCACCUGGGCCUGUAGGGGAAUGCAAACACUACCUUGGAGGGGAGCUGGGGGAGAGGAGGGGGUGGAGGGUGGGGGACAGCCAGCCCUCUCCUCUCUCCAUCCCCUCACAGAACAAAACAACCCAUUGUAAGAAAGUGAAUACCAGAUCUCAGCAUGCAGAAGAUUCCUUUGCUUCUAAAAAAGAAAGAAGUGAAUUAAGUCUACAAUAGUUACAUAACUGAGAAAGAGAAAUAGGCCACUGCUCCCUCAAUACCAUAAGAAAAGUCUUAAAGUGGAUGUGGAUGUAGUGGUCCCUAUGUGGACUAUAACAUACUAUUGUGCAGACUCAGUCUCUGCUUUUGGCUGUCUGUUUAGGAUUCAAGGUCGUAUUCGGUGAAAACAGGCGGCUGAGUUCCUGGAAAGCUGCACCUUGAUAGCAUGCUAAGUUAGAAUAAAUACAUUUGAAUUGUUUUUUGUUUAACGCUAUUCACUUUUCUUUAGUUUAUUAGUGUAUAAAUUCUAAUUUAUGAACGGUCAUUAAAUGCUAUGGUUUUAGAGUUUGACUAACAGUUGUGUUCUCUCUUCACUACCAGAUCAGUCCUGUCAGAAGAAUGUGAGGUGCUGAAAAGCCAAGUUCAGUUUCUGCAGGUAAGAUUCGGUUUGAUUCCAGUCAAUACCAGAUAGGUUGCUAUUUUGGAAAAUCACACUUUUUUGUUCCAAUUUAAAUAUAGUCUGUGCUCUGAGAAAAUGUACUGCAUGUGCAGUAGUCUAUGUGCUUGCACUGAGAUACAGGGUAUGCUGUACCCAAGGGUCUGAGUAAUAGCCAAGGCCAUGAAAAUGAGAUAGCCAGACUAUAAUAUGUAUUUGUAUUUAUUAUGGAUCCCGAUUAGCUGCUGCCAAGGUAGCAGCUACUCUUCCUGGGGUCCAGUAGAAUUAAGGCAGUUUAUACAAUUUUAAAAACAUUACAAUACAUUCACAACAGAUUUCACAACAUAUUAUGUGUGUGCCCUCAGGCCACUACUCUACUACCACAUAUCUACAAAACAAAAUCCAUGUGUACGUGUCUGUAGAGCGCGUACAGUGCCUUGGAAAAGUAUUCAUCCCCCUUGGCGUUUUUCCUAUUUUGUUGCCUACAACCUGUAAUUUAAAUGGAUUUUUAUUUGGAUUUCAUGUAAUGGACAUACACAAAAUAGUCCAAAUUGGUGAAGUGAAAUGAAAAAAAUAACUUGUUUCAAAAAAUGCUAAAAAAUAAAUAACGGAAAAGAGGUGCGUGCAUGUGUAUUCACCACCUUUGCUAUGAAGCCCCUAAAUAAGAGCUGGUGCAAUCAAUUACCUUCAGAAGUCACAUUAUUAGUUAAAUAAAGUCCACCUGUGUGCAAUCUAAGUGUCACAUGAUCUGUCACAUGAUCUCAGUAUAUAUAUACACCUGUUCUGAAAGGCCCCAGUCUGCAACACCACUAAGCAAGGGGCACCACCAAGCAAGCGGCACCAUGAAGACCAAGAAGCUCUCCAAACAGGUCAGGGACAAAGUUGUGGAGAAGUACAGAUCUUUUAACAUACCACAGAGCACCAUUAAAUCCAUUAUUAAAAAAUGGAAAGAAUAUGGCACCACAACAGAGAGGGCCGCCCACCAAAACUCACGGACCAGGCAAGGAGGGCAUUAAUCAGAGAGGCAACAAAGAGACCAAAGAUAACCCUGAAGGAGCUGCAAAGCUCCACAGCGGAGAUUGGAGUAUCUGUCCAUAGGACCACUUUAAGCCAUACACUCCACAGAGCUGGGCUUUACGGAAGAGUGGCCAGAAAAAAGCCAUUGCUUAAAGAAAAAAAUGAGCAAACACGUUUGGUGUUCACCAAAAGGCAUGUGGGAGACUCCCUAAAGAAGGUACUCUGGUCAGAUGAGAUUAAAGUUGAGGUUUUUAGUCAUCAUGGAAAGCGCUAUGUCUGGCGCAAACCCAACACCUCUCAUCACCCCGAGAACACCAUCCCAACAGUGAAGCAUGGUGGUGGCAGCAUCAUGCUGUGGGGAUGUUUUUCAUCGGCAGGGACUGGGAAACUGGUUUGAAUUGAAGGAAUGAUGGAUGGCGCUAAAUACAGGGAAAUUCUUGAGGGAAACCUGUUUCAGUCUUCCAGAGAUUUGAGACUGGGACGGAGGUUCACCUUUCAGCAAGACAAUGACCCUAAGCAUACUGCUAAAGCAACACUUGAGUGGUUUAAGGGGAAACAUUUAAAUGUCUUGGAAUGGCCUAGUCAAAGCCCAGACCUCAAUCCAAUUGAGAAUCUGUGGUAUGACUUAAAGAUUGCUGUACACCAGCGGAACCCAUCCAACUUGAAGGAGCUGGAGCAGUUUUGCCUUGAAGAAUGGUCAAAAAUCCCAGUGGCUAGAUGUGCCAAGCUUAUAGAGACAUUCCCCAAGAGACUUGCAGCUGUAAUUGCUGCAAAAGGUGGCUCUACAAAGUAUUGACUUUGGGGGGGUGAAUAGUUAUGCACACUCAAGUUUUCAGUUUCUUUGUCUUAUUUCUUGUUUGUUUCACAAAGAAAAAUAUUUUGCAUCUUCAAAGUGGUAGGCAUGUUGUGUAAAUCAAAUGAUACAAACCCCCAAAAAAUCCAUUUUAAUUCCAGGUUGUAAGGCAAUAAAAUAGGAAAAAUGCCAAGGGGGGUGAAUACUUUCGCAAGCCACUGUAUGUUAUCGUAUGUAUGCAUGUGUCUGUGCCUAUGUUUGUGUCUCUUCACAGUCCCCGCUGUUCCAUAAGGUGUGUUUUUAUCUGUUUUUUAAAUCUUAUUCUACUGCUUGCAUCACUUACUUGAUGUGGAAUAGAGUUCCAUGUAGUCAUGGCUCUAUGUAUUACUGUUUGCCUCCCAUAGUCUGUUCUGGAUUUGGGGACUGUAAAGAGACCUCUGGUGGCAUGUCUUGUGUGGUAUGCAUGGGUGUCCAUGUCCAUGCUGUGUGCCAGUAGUUCAUACAGACAGCUCGGUACAUUGAACAUGGCAAUACCUCUCACAAACACAAGUAGAGAUGAAGUCAAUCUCUCCUCCACUUUGAGCCAGGAGAGAUUGACAUGCAUAUUAUUAAUGUUUGCUCUCUGUGUACAUCCAAGGGCCAGCCGUGCUGCCCUGUUCGGAGCCAAUUGCAAUUUUCCUAAAUCCCUCUUUGUGGCACCUGACCACACGACUGAACAGUAGUCCAGGUGUGACAAAACUAGAGCCUGUAGCACCUGCCUUGUUGAUAGUGCUGUUAAGAAGGUAGAGCAGCACUUUAUUAUGGACAGACUUCUCCCCAUUUUAGCUACUGUUGUAUCAAUAUGUUUUGACCAUGACAGAUUAUAAUCCAGGGUUACCCCAAGCAGUUUAGUCACCUCAACUUGCUAAAUUUCCACAUUAUUUAUUACAAUAUUUAGUUGAAGUUUAGAGUUUAGUGAAUGAUUUGUCCCAAAUACAAUGCUUUUAGUUUUUGAAAUAUUUAGGAGUAAGUUAUUCCUUGCCCCCCAUUCUGAAACUAACUGUAGCUCUUUGUUAACUGUUGCAGUAAUUUCAGUCGCUGUCGUAACUGACGUGUAUAGUGUUGAGUCAGCCGCAUACAUAGACACACUGGCUUUACUCAAAGCCAGUGGCAUGUCGUUAGUACAGAUUGAAAAACGUAAGGGGCCUAGACAGCUGCCCUGGGGAAUUCCUGAUUCUACCUGGAUUAUGUUGGAGAGGCUUCCAUUAAAGAACACCCUCUGUGUUCUGUUAGACAGGUAACUCUUUUUCCACAAUAUAGCAGGGGGUGUAAAGCCAUAACACAUACGUUUUUCCAGCAGCAGACUAUGAUCGAUAAUGUCAAAAGCCGCACUGAAGUCUAACAAAAUAGCCCCCACAAUAUUUUUAUCAUCAAUUUCUCUCAGCCAAUCAUCAGUCAUUUGUGUAAGUGCUGUGCUUGUUGAAUGUCCUUCCCUAUAAGCAAGCUGAAAGUCUGUUGUCAAUUUGUUUACUGUAAAAUAGCAUUGUAUCUGGUCAAACACCAUUUUUUCCAAAAGUGUACUAAGGGUUGGUAACAGGCUGAUUGGUCGGUUAUUUGAGCCUGUAAAGGGGGCUUUACUAUUCUUAGAUAGCGGAAUGACUUUUGCUUCCCUCCAGGCCUGAGGGCACACACUAGUAGGCUUAAAUUGAAGAUAUGGAAAAUAGUAGUGGCAAUAUCGUCCCCUAUUAUCCUCAGUAAUUUCCCAUCCAAGUUGUCAGACCCCGGUGGUUUGUCAUUGUUGAUAGAAAACAAUACUUUUUUCACCUCUUCCACACUUACUUUACGGAAUUCAAAAUUACAAUGCUUGACUUUCAUAAUUUGGUCAGAUAUACUUGGAUGUGUAGGGUUUGUUGCUGGCAUGUCAUGCCUAAGUCAAAAUCAUUAAAGUAGUUGGCAAUAUCAGUGAGUUUUGGGAUUAAUGAGCCAUCUGGUUCAGUGAAUGAUGGAGCUGAGUUUGCCUUUUUGCCCAAAAUUUGAAAGCUACCAUGGAGAGAACAAGCCUUUCACUCCUCCGAAAGAGCUGGCUGCCACCGACACAGGCCUACAGCUGCCUGUUUAACACAAUGGAAACCAAUGUAACCUGUUGUUGACCUAAUGACAGUCAUCAUCACCAAGCCCUCCUCAGAUGGACCUGAUUAACUUCAACCGCUGUUAACAAUGUGCAUAUUAUUAUAUUCCCUGCAUACGCCCAGCCUGCAAGCUACUGCUGAGGCCAGAGGCACUAUGUUUUGCCAAAUGCCCUGCUGCACAAGAUUGAUCCUCCUUCAAUCAGUCCAAGUUCCUACUGUACUCUCCUCUACAGUCUACAGACUGGGCCUGGCUGCCUCUCUGUCCUGCUCAUCUGGCACUGAAGGUGAGAGAACUGAACAGAUGGGGAAGCCUGCCCAACAGAUGGGGAAGCCAUCUCUGUAUGUGCUGCAACACACAUCUCCAACCACUAUCACACGCAGGACACAUCCCUGAGAUUUAGGGACUAGGAUAGGCUAGAACAGAGCCAGUUUGUCAAUGUUUGAUCUGUUAGGGAUGUUUAUGCCACCAUUUUUGUGGUAUGUUAAGCGCAAUUCAAAGGCAUAAUGAACAGAAGAAAAGUACUUGACAGCAAUUUGUACAAAUAUAGGUAUAAUGUCCCACUUCCCCGAAUGGGAGUUGGAGGAUUUAAUUCAGUGACUUGGCCGUGGACCAGGACAGUAAAGUGCUCUGUCCCUGCAAUGAUGCUGUUUUCAAAGAGAUGCAAUUUUAGGAGUAAGGCCGGUGGGCAGUCUACGGUAAUGACUAAAUUACCACAAUAUCUCAUGAUCCUCGAGCUUGGAAAGUAUGUAGACUAGUCGACAUGGUCCCAAAUAGAGGUCAUAUACAGUUGAAGUCAGAAGUUUACAUACACCUUAGCCAAAUACAUUUAAACUCAGUUUUUCACAAUUCCUGACAUUUAAUCAUAGUAAAAAUUCCCUGUCUUAGGUCAGUUAGGAUCACCACUUUAUUUUAAGAAUGUGAAAUGUCAAAAUAAUAGUAGAGAGAAUUAUUUAUUUAUUUCAUCACAUUCCCAGUGGGUCAGAAGUUUACAUACACUCAAUUAGUAUUUGGUAGCAUUGCCUUUAAAUUGUUUAACUUGGGUCAAACGUUUCGGGUAGCCUUCCACAAGCUUCCCACAAUAAAUUGGGUGAAUUUUGGCCCUUUCCUCCUGACAGAGCUGGUGUAACUGAGUCAGGUUUGUAGGGAUCCUUGCUCGCACACGCUUUUUCAGUUCUGCCCACACAUUUUCUAUAGGAUUGGGGUCAGGGCUUUAUGAUUGCCACUCCAAUACCUUGACUUUGUUGUCCUUAAGCCAUUUUGCCACAACUUUGGAAGUAUGCUUGGGGUCAUUGUCCAUUUGGAAGACCCAUUUGCGACCAAGCUUUAACUUCCUGACUGAUGUCUUGAGAUGUUGCUUCAAUAUAUCCACAUAAUUUUCCUUCCUCAUGAUGCCAUCUAUUUUGUGAAGUGCACCAGUCCCUCCUGCAGCAAAGCACCCCAACAGCAUGAUGCUGCCACCACCGUGCUUCAUGGGGUGGUGUUCUUCGGCUUGCAAGCAGCCCCCUUUUUCCUCCAAACAUAACGAUGGUCAUUAUGGCCAAACAGUUCUAUUUUUGUUUCAUCAGACCAGAGGACAUUUCUCAAAAAAGUAAGAUCUUUGUCCCCAUGUGCAGUGGCAAACCGUAGUCUGGCUUUUUUAUGGCGGUUUUGGAGCAAUGGCUUCUUCCUUGCAGAGCGGCCUUUCAGGUUAUGUCGAUAUAGGACUCGUUUUACUGUGGAUAUAGAUACUUUUGUACCUGUUUCCUCCAGCAUCUUCACAGGGUCCUUUGCUGUUGUUCUGGGAUUGAAUUGCACUUUUCGCACCAAAGUACGUUAAUCUCUAGGAGACAGAACACGUCUCCUUCCUGAGCGGUAUGAUGGCUGUGUGGUCCCAUGGUGUUUAUACUUGCGUACUGUUGUUUGUACAGAUGAACGUGGUACCUUCAGGCAUUUGGAAAUUGCUCCCAAGGAUGAACCAGACUUGUGGUCUACAAUUUUUUUUCUGAGUCUUGGCUGAUUUCUUUUGAUUUUCCCAUGAUGUCAAGCAAAGAGGCACUGAGUUUGAAGGUAGGCCUUGAAAUACAUCCACAGGUACACCUCCAAUUGACUCAAAUGAUGUCAAUUAGCCUAUCAGAAGCUUCUAAAGCCAUGACAUCAUUUUCUGGAAUUUUCCAAGCUGUUUAAAGGCACAGUCAACUUAGUGUAUGUAAACUUCUGACCCACUGGAAUUGUGAUACAGUGAAUUAUAAUUGAAAUAAUCUGUCUGUAAACAAUUGUUGGAAAAAUUACAUGUGUCAUGCACAAAGUAGAUGUCCUAACCGACUUGCCAAAACUAUAGUUUGUUAACAAGAAAUUUGCGGAGUGGUUGAAAAACGAGUUUUAAUGACUCCAACCUAAGUGUAUGCGACUUCAACUGCAACUGUAACACUGGUCUAAGUAGGAGAAAGAUUAGACUGAGAAGGUGGUGUCGCGUGUUAUCCUUUUACCACUGCACUGCGGGAAUAGUAGGCUGUUUUAUUUUCAGAGUAAAAGGACAGCCAUUUCUGCGAAGCAGGGUUUGGGUUUCAAGUCGACGCUCCAUUGAGAAGUUGUGGGCUGUGUACAUCCCAAAUAGUACCUUAUUCCCUUUAUAGUGCACUACCUCUGAUCAGAGCCCAAUGGGUUAAAUGUCAUGCACUACAUAGGGAGUAGGGUGCCAUUUUGGAAUUUACCGCCAGUCUGGUAUUCCAUCUCCCUUGGCAGCAGUCUGAGCCGGGGUAGUCUAACCACCCUCCUCUCAGACCUCACAUCUCAAAUGAAUAGCCUCCUCUGUAACUAGAUCACUCUCUACUUCUGUUUGUUUACAUUUCAAAAAACCAAGAGGAUCAGCUAGGCACUCGACAACCCUCCGCUAGCUAGACAGUGGGGAGUGGGGAUGACGCAUAGCUCCAUGAUACGUCAGUGGCACGCAGUGAGACUUUGCGUAAAUACCUCAAAGCAAAAAGUGUGGCUGGUGGGAGGGAGGUAGGCUGGUUUUCCUGCGGAUGAGACACAGAGACACUUGACCCCUGUGGUAGCCCCCAGACCCCAUCCUCCUCAUACCAGGCCACCUCUAGUAGCAUCUCUAGUAAGGAGGAUUCCUCUGGUGGUGGGGCUCCUAGCUAUCUGAAUAUCUGAGUCUGAAUAUAGAUGUUAAAAGAGAGACCAAAUCCUUAUGGAAUGAACACUGCUGCUGCUGAAUCGUUUAGUGGCUCAUUCUGCAUGUAACACCCCCUCCCCUCUCCCUCCAGUUUCAUUAUUUCUCAUUUGUUAUAUUAUUCCAGCUCACCAGUAGCUGGCUCCCGUAGUUGACCUGUGGUGUUAUGUCUUGUCUGUGGGAUUUGUUGCUUGCAGGAUAGUGUGGAACAGGAGCACCAGAAACAGCAUGAUGUCACUGAGGCUCCAGAGCCCACUGUAACAGGUGAGUGAUACACUUACUGUACAGUCAUACACUAUUAGGGUUUAACAAUUCUGGUAACUUUACCAACAUUCUCAGGUUUUACAGAAAUCCUAUUUGGAAUAUUCCUGGAAUCAGGAUGGAAAAAGCAAGAAAAUCUAGCAAUCCUCCAACCCUAAAAAUGUUUUGGGGAAAGUUACUAUACAUUUUGCAACCCUAACAGUAAUACACUAUCCUGGUUGACAUAACAUAUCUAUAUUGGGCCAGCUGAACACCAGAGCCCAGAGUUAAUAGAGGUGACUGGGCCCAGAUCCAUAAUAGUUUCAUGAGUUCUGGUGUUUUCCCGUAACAUGUGAACUACACUGCCCUGACAAUGACUGUCGGUCCGUUUUGAGGUAUACAUUAGUGUCCUAAGUCUAUUGACAUGCAAUGCACACUUCCUAAAAAAGACUAACCAAAAACACAGUUGCUUUUCUUUAUUAUUGUAUUGACCUGACAUAAAUGACUGAGUCCUGACAUUUCUGCUAUAUCUAGAAGUCAAUCAGAUAAAUUGAGCCUUACUACCAUCUAGUGGUUUAUUGUUACAAAAUACUUUUACUUCUAAUUUUUUACAUUUUGCAAUUACGAAUAACCAGUAGAAGCCAGUGUUGUCAAGCUCUCAUCUGCUACAAAUAUUGAAAAACAUUGCAGCUUGAGUAAGUGGAAACAGUUAAUGAAACUCAAGACACAGAUAAUCAGGUGAAAAAGAUAAUGGUCAAUAGAGUGGUAAUUGAACUCUGUCAACAGGUAUUACCUCUCCCCUCUCAAUGUCCCGUUAUCUGGGGCUUUGCGUCUGACGCUAAUUUCAAACAGGCCGACCCGGCUGUCAGUCUUCUCACCAUUUCCAGUCGGAUUGCGGGGUGUUGUUAAACUUGUCAAUCCCAUGUCAUUGUUCCCCUUUCUAAUUGACUUGAUCCAGAGUUGAGCCCUGGUGUUUCUUUCUCUGUUGCAGAGUAGAAUGAAUCCCUGGGAGGGUGUCUCAGAGCAGGGCGUGUAGCUAGCUGUCAUUCUGACAGACAUCAUUUGCAGCUUAACGCACUUUAAAUGGAGGCCUGUCACUGUAUGCAUCCCAAGGGCACCCAUAAUCCCCAUGAUGUGCACUAGUUUGGGUUUUGGUCAAAAGUAGUGCACUUAAAAUGGAAUAGAGUGCAGUUUGGGAUGCUACCACUGUCACCAAGCCACAGCAGAGAAGAGCAGCCAUCUAUAGGGGUAUUCUAAUCUCCUCUUCCUAGAAAAACUGCUCCACUACACAAGUAAUAUAUUUCCUCUUUUCUUUUAAGCAAAAUGAAAUUGGUAAGGGCCACUGUGGUGGUGGUGGCUGUAUGUCUGUCGACCAUGUGGAAGUGUGGGUUGGAAGAUGGCCCUGCCUGCCUGCUCUAGAAUAGUGUUGUAGAAAUGUGUGUGAAUGAUUUUCUCCUGGUGUCGGUUGAUUUACAGAGCUGAAGGAGGAGAGGAGAGUCAUCCAGAUGGAUCUGAAGAGGCAGAGUCUCAGUCUCAGCCUCACCUACUGUCCCUCCUCCUCCCCUGUGGAAACACGCCUGCAGAUGAGAUCCAGGUUGGCCUCCAGUCUGCUCUAUACUCUCCUUUCCAACAGAUCCAAAAUACCUGUUUUACAACUUUCUGUUCUGUGGAUUUACAGGCAUUCAGGGGCUUUCUAAGAAACCUUACGGCAUGGACAGUUCCUAUCUCGUGAAAGGAUCUUAAAGCAUCAUAGGGCUAGAUGUGUGAUCGUUAGAGUGUGAUUGAAAUUUAAAGGCAAUGUUCCCGCGUUAGUGGAGACUGCAUUCAUGGUAAACGCUUCAUGUUGGCUCAAUAGGAAAUUACCUUUUACAUUUCUAUCGCGCAAUAUGUAACACUUCAGCGAUACAGAUUGAAUAGAACCCCUACUUUAAAGGUUUAAAGGUGUUAAUGGCGUUGUUACUCUUCUCAGGUCGACAGGAUGGACAGGUUUUCCUGCGGAUGAGACCCAGAGACACUUGACCCCUGUGGUAGCCCCCAGACCCCAUCCUCCUCAUACCAGGCCACCUCUAGUAGCAUCUCUAGUAAGGAGGAUUCCUCUGUUAGACAGGAUGAGAGGCCAGCCACACAGCUCACCCAACAUCAGAGGACCCAGCCCUCUCCAACCCUCUGAAUAUGAACAGCUAAGGACUUACAGCCAGAGCUCUGAGGCUUCCCACCCCUGUAACAGAGGACCCACCACCACCCAAGACAGGGACAGCUACCGACCACCCCUGGUCGCCUCUGCCAGUACAGUAACAACCCUUGGACCAUACCUUAAUCCUGCCUCAGAACAGAGAGUAAAGGGCAGAAUUUGCAGGCGUAGUGGUCAGGCUGUGACUGAGGGAGCUCAAAGACAUGAUGACUCAUGGUCAGACACAGUAAACAGCUGGCCCAGUCUGUUCUCUGUUGGACACCGUACUCUAGGCUCCUCCACACAGCCUCCUGGGAGCAAAGGGAGCUGUGAGCAGAUGAGCCCCGUAAGCAUGUUCCACCCUGCGCCCCCCGCCAUGCAGAGGACAGCCAGUAGAGGGCAGAGUGCGGCCAGGCAC